This is a messenger RNA of Achroia grisella, 594 nucleotides long. It is a transcript of the gene RpS16, whose product is annotated as small ribosomal subunit protein uS9. Gene Ontology annotation, molecular function: structural constituent of ribosome; RNA binding. The transcript has 5 exons. NCBI's taxonomy places the organism in Eukaryota, Metazoa, Arthropoda, Insecta, Lepidoptera, Pyralidae. The record is from RefSeq and is a predicted model, not a curated record. Bases 47 to 502 code for a protein of 151 amino acids. Gene Ontology annotation, cellular component: cytosolic small ribosomal subunit; ribosome. Gene Ontology annotation, biological process: maturation of SSU-rRNA from tricistronic rRNA transcript (SSU-rRNA, 5.8S rRNA, LSU-rRNA); translation.
UCUCAUAUUCAUUCAUUACAAUAGAUUUCAUUCUUUUUCUGUCAAAAUGGCGGCAGUGCAAGAGGCGAGACGCGAACCUAUUCAAGCCGUCCAAGUAUUCGGACGUAAGAAAACAGCCACAGCAGUUGCAUACUGCAAGCGUGGUCGUGGAGUGCUUCGGGUAAAUGGACGUCCAUUGGACCUUGUGGAGCCCCGUCUUCUUCAAUACAAAUUGCAGGAGCCUAUCUUAUUACUUGGAAAGGAGAAGUUCUCCGGCGUCGAUAUCAGAGUGACCGUUAAGGGUGGUGGUCAUGUUGCUCAGGUGUACGCUAUCAGACAAGCCAUCUCUAAGGCACUGAUUGCUUUCUAUCAGAAAUACGUAGAUGAGGCGUCAAAGAAGGAAAUCAAAGACAUCCUGGUACAAUACGACAGGAGUUUACUGGUAGCCGAUCCCCGUCGCUGCGAGCCCAAGAAGUUCGGCGGUCCAGGUGCCCGCGCCAGAUACCAGAAAUCAUACCGUUAAUACCAUUGUCAAUAUCGCCGAGUGGUAUCACAUUGAAUUGGUAUCUGUCACUGUGAUAUUAUUGGGUGUUUAAAAUAAAACUCAUAAAAACA